This is a messenger RNA of Polyodon spathula (Mississippi paddlefish), 602 nucleotides long. RefSeq names its product vacuolar protein sorting 25 homolog (gene vps25). NCBI's taxonomy places the organism in Eukaryota, Metazoa, Chordata, Actinopteri, Acipenseriformes, Polyodontidae. Gene Ontology annotation, biological process: protein transport to vacuole involved in ubiquitin-dependent protein catabolic process via the multivesicular body sorting pathway. Gene Ontology annotation, cellular component: ESCRT II complex. The coding region runs from base 47 to 571 and encodes 174 amino acids. The transcript has 6 exons. Gene Ontology annotation, molecular function: protein homodimerization activity; structural molecule activity. The record is from RefSeq and is a predicted model, not a curated record.
CGUAUUGGCGGCUGCACUCACUUCCUGGUUACGGGGUUGUCCAGCCAUGAGUUUUGAGUGGCCUUGGCAAUUCAAUUUCCCGCCCUUCUUUACGCUACAGCCCAAUGUUAACACUCGACAGAAGCAGCUGACAGCCUGGUGCUCCCUGGCACUGUCUUACUGUCGUCAUCAGAAACUCUACACACUGGAUGUAAUGGAGGCCCAAGAGAGCCCAGUCUUCAACAACAAGAAAAUACAGCGGAAACUCUCAACAGACACAAUUCAAGUUAUAUUCGAAGAGCUCAGAAAAAAAGGGAACUUGGAGUGGAUAGAUAAAAACAAAACACGUUGUUUGAUAAUGUGGAGGCGACCAGAAGAAUGGGGGAAACUUAUAUAUCAAUGGGUUUCAAAAAAUGGAAUGACAAACUCUGUGUUCACACUAUAUGAGCUCUCCAAUGGAGAUGACACUGAAAAUGAAGAAUUCCAUGGUUUGGAGGAUUGGUUGUUGCUGAGAUCACUUCAAGCCUUACAGCUGGAGAGAAAGGCAGAAAUUAUUACUCUCAAUGACAGCAAAGGGGUCAAGUUCUUUUGAUGUUUUCCGUGACUACAGACUGAUCCCCUGA